GAGGAUUUACAUGUUCGGCGCUCAUAUGACUUGAUCGGAACUCAUUAAAUUUUUUGCGAGUGCUUUCUUUGUGUGCAACUUCUAGAUACAGGUAUUUAUAGCAAUUUUUCGUCACAAAGUCACCUAUUAGAUUCAAAAUAUUUGUAUAUUUUGAAGAUAAGAGUAUAAGAACAAAACAUAUAGAUUCAAUUGUAGCGACGCCCUCUCAUAAGCGUACAAUAACUACAUACAUACAUAUGUACGAGCAUACAUGUCUUAAAAUGUAAAUACGUAUGAACACACAUGUACAUAUACAAGUAUCAUAUGUAUGUGCUCUUAGCGAGUGAAAAGAGGAAAUGUACAUGUAUGUUUUGCCGAUAACCUAUGUCUGUUUCCGAAUUCAAUUUUAGUGGGUAUUACUUUUGCGAUAAUUGUACUUUCCAAGCGGCAGUCACGAAAAAUGCUCAGCAUCAAACCGCACUCAGCAUUCGUUACGACAAUGUGUCCAGACAAACAGCGGAUUUGGCAGGUUUUGCGGUGUUUAGUGUGCUUAGUUUAUUUCAUUACAGAAUUUGCUGGCGCGGCACGAAUAAUCAACACUGAUUACGAUUUCAACACAGAAAAUGCGCGCGAAAUUUUACGACUUUCAAAGGCUGCAGAAAUGGUUAAUUAUAUGCAACCUCGGAUGGAUCCUUGCGAUGACUUUUAUCGCUAUGCCUGUGGUAAUUGGCAGGAUAUAAACCCAGCGCGCUUUUCGGAUGGGAAAACUGGCUUAUUUAAUGAGUUAAAGAACGCCUAUAACAGGCGCGUAGUGCGUUGGAUGCGUAAACCGAAGCGGACUAGCGAAUCGGAUAUGGAUCGCAAAGUAAAGUAUUUCUUUGAGUCUUGCAUGAAUAAAGCAGAUUUACGAAAAAAUUACCGACAGAAGUUGGUUUCUGUAUUAGAAGAAUUCGGGGGUAUGCCGGCGUUGAAGGGACCUCUUUGGGAGGCUGAUAAAUUCGAUUGGUUGGAAGUGGUUGCAGUUAUUCUCCGAAAGUAUGGUAAACAGAUCAUUUUAGGCGCAGAUGUAUUCGCCGAUUUGACCAACAAUGAAGUGAAUCGUUUAUAUUUGGGUCAAUUAGAUAAGUUGGUGACACCACGAGCUGCUGAAUAUUACGUAGUGUUAGCUGUCGCCAGGCAAAUGGAAAUGCACACAGUAUUGGGAAUGAGCAUGCAGGUGGCCUCCAAAACAGCGAUGGAAAUUGUUGAUUUUGAAAGGAGACUUGCGGAAGGUAAGAUCGAUGCAGAUAGGGGUUUUGGCAUGGAAGAUAAAACUCAACUGACUCUACUUGAAGUGAUGACCGAUAACUAUAAACCAACGAUAAAUUUUACACAUUACGUUAAUGUAUGGCUGGGUUAUCCAUAUGUGCUGCCUGUUUAUGUAUAUGUGGAAUCAUACAUAAACAACUUGCGCAGAGUUAUUGAGGAAACACCGAAAGAAAUUGUUGCUAAUUAUAUUAUGUGGGAGCUUUUACAGGAUUUUCGUAUGGAAGUAAAUGAUUCCGACGACAAGCAUCGAAACAAAUGCGUGGACCGAACCAAACGUUUCUUUGUGAAAUACUUGGACCACGUAAUAUACCAACAAUUAUUCACCCAAAACCAAAAAAUUUUUGCAGAACUACGAAUGCUAUGGUUUGAAUUAAAAAAUGCUUUUGGUGAAUUAUUGAAAUCGGAAGUAAACAAUUGGAUGUCGGUAGUCACACGUGACAAAGCAUUGGAGAAAUUAUCGGCCAUGUCCAUGGAGAUUAAUUCAUAUGAGCAAGAAAAUUUCGAGCAACAAUACGAUGUUUUGGUAAUCAGCACUGAUAGCUACUUCGAUAAUGUCGUCAAUAUUUUAGAGUUACAGGGGCGCAGUUAUCGCUUGCGUCUUUUAGAAUCUCCAAAACUUGAUGUGGGAGAAAUUCUUAGCUUCACGCCUGCUUACGCAGCUGAGUACAACAGAGUUCUUAUUCCAGUCUCCUUUCUGCAGCCGCAUUUUCUUUGGGACCAUGCUUACCCAUCAACAGUCAAAUACUCCACUAUGGGCUUUGUUAUUGCACAUGAAAUGGCUCACGGUUUCGAUGAUAUAGCACGUAAAUACGACGCCCGAGGCAACCUCAACAACUGGUGGGAUCGUACUUCUACCGAAGAGUUUUCCAAACGAAAGGAAUGCCUUAGGCAGCAGUACAGCGGAUACCGGUAUAAUAGUCGCAAAUUGCCAAUAAUAAAUGCCCAGGAUGAAAAUAUCGCUGACAAUGUGGGCCUACGUAUUGCUUACAACGCGUUUCAGCACUGGAUUAGGCAGCAUAGUGAUAAUUCGACGACAAUGCAGCAUGAGAGAUUGCCAAACAUAAAUUUGUCGCCGCAACAAUUAUUCUUCUUGAGCUUAGGCCAAGUUUGGUGUACCGAUGUGAAUCGCAAUUGGCGUGAAAUUAUAAUUGCGACUGAUGUGCAUCCGCCCGAGGAGGUUCGCGUUAUUGGAAUGCUCUCGAAUUUCGAUGAAUUCGGAAAGGAAUUUGACUGUAAACCAAAUGCGCGAAUGAUCCCGAAGCGAAAAUGUGUUGUGUAUUGAAAAUUUAUUGCGGUGUAGGGCAUUUAUAUUCUUGGAUUAAAUGUAUAAUAGCUACAAGUAUAUACGAGUACAUGUGUACUAUAAUAACUAUUUUAUGUACGAGUUAUCUUUGGCUAUUAUUAUUCUAAUGACCAUGCUUUUACGGAAGUGUUCAAAGCUAACAUCGAAACUACAAAGUACAAUGUCAAGUACGGCUCUUGUUGAUUCUAAAAUGUACACUUUCGUUAUCGCUUAAGAAUGAGUAAAACUUGUGAAUAUGUGUGCCGAAUUGAAGAGAUAUUUAUAUAUUAUAUUAUAAAAGAGAACAUACACUGCAAGUCAUCAGAUUAGUACACUUCAGGUUCAAAUAGUUUUGAUUAAUUUCUAUCAAAAUUAAAGAAGUUAGAGUUCUAAAAUGAUUUACGCUUAUUAACAAAUAAUUUUUUUACUAAAUAAAAAAACAAUUAGUUUUCACCUUCACUUCAUAAUUUUUUAUAGUUUUAUAGGGCUAAGUGACACCUCACAUUUUAUACUCUUGCAACUCGUAAUAAUGAAAGCCGUGAAAUUGCUUCAAGAGCUGGCUAAAUUGUAUAUUAAACUAUUGCAUUUGGGGGUAGUAUCGAUACCAUUUUAUAUACCAUUAAGGUGCCACAUACUAAUAAAAUGCUCUCUGGUUUUGAUGAAGGUACUUAACAUACUAUCAUUACUAAUAUACAUAUGUGACUUUACGUCAGCGGGAUUCUCGAUAACCGUGAUAUUGAUUAUAAGGAGGCUAAGUCAAGUUUUCCCCUAUUAUAUCUAUUUAGGUACAAAGGUACUCUGUUAUGAGCUAAACACUCUCUCUCAUUUUCAUUGCAUUAACUCACAUAUUGGCCGAUAUAUGACUUUUUGCGUCACUCGAAAGUUCGAAAGCCUUUAUAUUAGGAAUAUGAGGGUUAACCAACAGACAUACUAUUAUCUCCUGAUAUUUUUUUCUGAAUUUCAAUUAUAUAUCUCGCACAAUGAACGAUAUUUUCUGUCAAAAGGCAACUAGGGUUCGCAUAUUCGGUACCUAGGGGUUUGACAACAGCUAUGGCCGGAUUUUGACUAAUUUUAGACCUGAAAUGGUUUAUCUUAAAGACACUAUUGGCGCAAAGCUCUAUCCUAAUAUAUUUUCAUUCGAUUUCAUAAAUUUUCAGUGUCGGUGCUAAAAAACUUAUAAAGUGUCAUAACUAAGCACCAGAAGAUAUAAAAUUAUGAUUUGGCAUAGGAAAUCACAGUGGCAAGGGGCACCUGUGGGCAAACAAAUUGUUUAACAAGUGGAGGUAACCGCGCCCUCUAAUAAAUUUAAUGUACAUAUCUUCUAAACUACUAAAGCUACAACAACCAAAUUUGCUAGGUACAAAUCUUAUGAGAACUCCUACCGACAGUGUGAAAAUUGAUGUAAUCGGAAGAUAACUCCACUCACAUUCCAUAUAAUGGUACUGUUUAAAAUUACGAAUAGCGAUAUAAUUCAAAAACGGAUGUAUGGGGUUCAUAGUUGACUUUCAACCAAAAAGUCAAAUGAAAUCAGACAAAGUCCUUUCCUGACAAUCGUACUUCUGUGUAUCAAAAAUGGGUUGAAGCUGGUCAAUACUCCCUGAGCCCCCAUAUACCUAAUAUAAAGAUUUUCGAACUUCUGGCCAGCUUAUGCUGGAUACAUCGGCCAAUAUUUGAGUUAUCUCAAUAAAAUUUACAGAAAAUACAUAAAAUUGGGAGAAAACUUGACCCAUCCCACAUAUAACUAAUAUCAGGAUUUUCGAACAUCUGCUUGAUUUUACCUUAUGUGAUUCGUGACCUUAUUGAAACCCAGGGAACAGUUUUUUUAGGUUGUGGAAUGACAAUAGGUAAUAGCUAAAAUAGGGUUGAUACUACCCCAACUACCAUAUACUACCUGUCGUCACCUAAAAAGCAAAAAACCGUAUAAAAAGAAAACCACUUGAGAUAUUGAAACAAAAUUUUCAAAUCUGAAUUAACAUGAAAUUAUAUGUAUAUUUUAGAAAAAUAAAAGAAAAAAGAGUUAAGCAAAUUUUAUAGUAGGUGUCUUACGUUAUUUUGAAUUUUCAUUUCUGAAACAAAAUAACGUAUGAUCAAUCUAAAUUUGUAUUAAAAUUAAAAAUUUUAAUAUUAAUACUUUUUUUAAUUUUAAAUAAAAACAGUUGCAAGUUUUUCAUAUUUCAUAUUUCAUGUUAUUUUUAUUUAUUAAUAUGUACAUAAGUACUAGAAAAAAUUGAAGAAUCACCACAUCAUAUUACAUAUGUAUGUGUCACAAAUUUUAAGCUUCUGGGAUCAAAAAUACCCAAGCUAUAUUAAAAAUUCAAAGAAACGUAUCAUUAAGUGCUUGAUUUCGUUAAACAAAAUAACGUAUCAUCACUCAUGUAUGUAAAUACAACAGAGUGCUUGUUUUUUUAU
Molecule: messenger RNA, 4978 nt
Organism: Bactrocera dorsalis (oriental fruit fly)
Lineage: Eukaryota; Metazoa; Arthropoda; Insecta; Diptera; Tephritidae
Product: neprilysin-4
Exons: 1
Coding region: 440-2569 (709 amino acids)
Biological process (GO): protein processing
Cellular component (GO): plasma membrane
Molecular function (GO): metalloendopeptidase activity
Source: RefSeq, a predicted model, not a curated record